AGCUUUUACACAACGGUACCACCGUUAACUCCCGGAAGAAGACUAGAGCUGCAAUAAAGGCAGCUAGUUUAUCCCAAUAUGCCAAGCUAAUUCUGCUGGCUUUCUUCCACCGGGUGGCUGACAAUUCACGGAAACUUCAAGAGUAGCAUGUUGGUGAAAUAAGCCGUAGUUUUCCGGAGGGAUGUUCGGCGGGUCCUAUCAGCUGCUACCCCAGAGGGACUCAAGCUCCCAGAAGACUCCUGGGUUGUUUGUGGACUCUCACAGCUUCUCACAGCCAAGCUACUCCAAAGGUCUUUCCUUUGAUUAUAUCCCAAAAAUCUCCGCAAACGACUUUACUGACGCCUCCCAGGGCUGGCUGUCUUGGAUCUGCAACCUGAUCGUGAUCUUCCUUGUUUACAUCUGCACCUUCAUAACCUUCCCGGUGACAGGAUGGUUUGUUCUAAAGACUGCUCCGAACUACCAGAGGAUAGUUGUGUUUCGCCUGGGUCGGGUUCGUCCUCCGAAAGGCCCCGGGAUUGUGCUGGUGCUGCCCCUGAUUGAUCAGUGGCAGAGAGUGGACCUGAGGACGCGAGCCUUUAACAUCCCUCCAUGCCAGGUGACCACUCGGGAUGGUGGCAUGCUGUUGGUUGGAGCAGACAUCCAGUUCAGGAUCUGGAACCCAGUUUUAUCCGUGGUGUCGGUCCAGGACCUGAACGCCUCGACCAGGAUGACUGCGCAGAACGCUUUGACCCACAGCCUGGCCAAGAAGACUGUCAGGGAAAUCCAGACGGAGAGAGUGAAACUAGAGGAGUACCUUGGGAUGGACAUUAAUGAGAUGACUCAUCCGUGGGGGCUGGAGGUUGAUCGGGUAGAGCUCACCUUUGGUUCUCUGCUCAAAGGCCCGGAGGAAGCUGCUCCCCUCGCCGCACCUCCUCCUGUACCUGGACUAGACGGCCUCACCGGCUCCCUCCAGCAGCUGGCCAUGCACUUUCUUAGUCACAGUGGUAGUUCACAGCCUCAGCAGAGAGACAGCCUAACGAUGGCAAACGAGCUCAGCACCGAGUCCAGGGCUGCCGUGGCCGCACCAGUUUCUGUCGAGGAGUUGCUCAGAGGAGUCCAGACGCAUCUCUCUGAGACUUUGGUCCAACAGGUCGGGGCGUGUUUCCAGUUCGAGAUCAGCAGUGCAGACGGACAGCAACGUCAGUACUAUCUGGAUCUGAGUCAAGGUAGCGGCGCAGCUGGACCGGGGGUCUUGUGCCGCGAGCCCGAUGUGACUUUGAGCACGAGCGACUGCGACCUCGUGGACAUGUUCCAGGGGAGGCUGCGGCCGCUCGCCGCGUACACCAGCGGCAGGCUCAGGGUGCAGGGAGACAUCAAGGUGGCCAUGAAGCUGGAAGAGCUCAUAAAGCAACUCAAAAAGUAGCUCCCACUGUAAAUGAACUAAAUGCUCCAUUCUGCAUGUAAGUUAUGCAAAUUUAAUAUAUGUUGUGAUUAAAGUUAUCGAAAACAAAAA
Molecule: messenger RNA, 1492 nt
Organism: Fundulus heteroclitus (mummichog)
Lineage: Eukaryota; Metazoa; Chordata; Actinopteri; Cyprinodontiformes; Fundulidae
Gene: stoml1
Product: stomatin (EPB72)-like 1
Exons: 7
Coding region: 182-1402 (406 amino acids)
Cellular component (GO): plasma membrane
Source: RefSeq, a predicted model, not a curated record